This is a messenger RNA of Naegleria gruberi, 2025 nucleotides long. RefSeq lists its product as uncharacterized. The coding region runs from base 1 to 2025 and encodes 674 amino acids. NCBI's taxonomy places the organism in Eukaryota, Heterolobosea, Eutetramitea, Acrasida, Naegleriidae. The transcript has a single exon. The record is from RefSeq and is a predicted model, not a curated record.
AUGCAAUUCACACCACCUGGAACUUUUCUCUUCUGUCACUCAUCAAAUUACGUCAUUCAGCAACAAGAUGGUGGCAAUAAAUUACUUCACAUUGAUGAGAAUCAAAAUAUUUUACAAGAAUGGACAAUAACAGAAGGACAAGGUUAUGCAUCAUUCCACAUGGACACAGAAAGCCAUUUAUUAGAUUCCACAUGUGUCCAGGGAAUAAUAGUUUCCGAUAACAAGUUAUUCCUUUUCAAAGAUCAAAAAAUUGAAAAUAUUGACAUUGGCAAUGAACAGGUUUUUUAUUGUGUUGGAAUAUUUGAUGGACAUGCUCUUCUUGGUACGCCAACCAGAUCUGAUUUUCUAUUAGUUGAUUUUACAUCAAGGAAAUUCGAAACUAAAAAGAUUGUACUUGAUAAGGAUCUUCGUGAGAAACUUACGUGUUUUAUUCCAUGUGAAAAUGUUCAAAGCUGCAGAAAGUAUGCAGUGUGUGGCUUGUAUUAUCAACAAUUCUUUUAUUUAUUCGAAAGGGAAAAGAGAGAAUUUGAAAAGUUUAUUAUUAAUGAUACUUCAAUGUUUUGCAGUGUAAUUUCCAAUGGUUUUACAAGUCAUAAAUUCAUUCCAUAUAAGCAAGAUAAGACAAUACAGGCAAUGGUUUGUGGUGAUAGAAGAUUGGUAGAAAUUAUAUUCGAUUCGAAUAAUCAAUUAAGCGUCAUUGAUCAUUUACCAUGGCAAAGUGACAUUAAUUAUAUUGGACUUUCAGAAAAAUAUGGAAUUAUCCUAUUCUGCAAUUCUCAAAUUCUGAGUUAUAAACCAGCUCCUAAAAACUCUCCAAUAGAAAGUGGCAAAAUUCAAUGCAUUUUGGAGAAGAAUUCUUUCUAUCCAAGAGAAGAAAUUAUUGGAUGGAGUGAAAAAUCAAAUUCUAUAUUGGCUUUCAAAGGUUUAGAUUGUAAUGCUAUUCAUAUUGAUGAUAAUGCAGUCAAACAAAUUCCUUACUGGACUAGAGAGGAAAUUAAUCGAGAAUUCUCAUUUAAAACCUAUCAAUUGGGGAAGGAACAUCCAAGCAUUACUAUUCAAAGUAAGGAUGAGUUGAAAAAACACUUUCCUUCAUUUAGAGGAGAAUACAUUCAUGCUAUUGAUCAAUCAGAAAAACUCUCAAAAUUUCACAUCACUCGAGGAAUCAAUUGCAAGACCAAAUAUCCAAAAUUAUGCAGUGAAAAUUAUAUAGAAAUGACAAGUGUGAAAGAGUUUUCUAAUUACUUGGGUGCACCACUCUAUACAGGUUCAGAUGACUAUGGGUUCGUAUAUGAUAUUGAAGAUGGUUGCUUGAAAUAUGGAAUGUGGAGAGAAAGAUCAAAAGGAACAUCUUUUAUUGGACGAAAGACAGAUCAUGCCUUUGGUAUUUUAGAACCAAAAAAAUCCAAUAUAGAAUCUGAAGAAGAGCCAAAGGUUGACUUGAAUGAAGAUUGGUUAUGUAUGAUGGAAAGUAAUGAAAUUCAAGUAGAUUCUGGAAAGUUAAAAGUUAUUGAUUUCACAACUGAUAGAGAGGACGAAAGUGCCUUAAUUGAAAAUGUUAAAAAUGGUGUCUGGACAGCAACUCAAUUGAAUCCACGUUUACCAAAACAAAUUUUACUCUACAACAAUGAAUAUGCAAAAGAUCAUCCAGAAAUUGAGAAGGAUUGGGAAACUCCUGGAAAUAUCUUUGACUCUGAUUUUGACCUUUUCAAUCAGGAAAUUCGUCAUGGAUGGCAUGUCUCAAAUAUUAUUGGAAUUGAUCAUGGAGUUGGAAUUAUUGAUGGUGAUAAAUUCGAAGAUGCAUCUCUUUUCAAGAAUACGAAACAAGAAAGUAUGGAUUGGUAUGAGGUAGUGAAUGGAAUUUUGAACGAAUCAUCUGAUAAGCAAUUAAUACUAUUCCCGUAUGGAUUAUUUUCAAUGUGUGGAAAUGGUGAUGGAGCUUAUCCAUGUCUGUACAAGAUUCAUCAAGGAGAGGUUGUUGCUGUUAAAGUUGCCUUUUCGAAUUACAAACCUCCAAGAGUUAGAUAA